Messenger RNA from Schistocerca cancellata (South American locust), 930 nucleotides. Its product is annotated as NADH dehydrogenase [ubiquinone] 1 alpha subcomplex assembly factor 3. The record is from RefSeq and is a predicted model, not a curated record. Gene Ontology annotation, cellular component: mitochondrial inner membrane. Bases 97 to 687 code for a protein of 196 amino acids. Gene Ontology annotation, biological process: mitochondrial respiratory chain complex I assembly. The transcript has 4 exons. NCBI's taxonomy places the organism in Eukaryota, Metazoa, Arthropoda, Insecta, Orthoptera, Acrididae.
UUCAUUGCUUCUGAAGUCUGGCGGGUUGCUGAAACCAGUUGCAGCAGCUAAGUUAUUUGUGUAGUCGUUUUUGUGUGGAUUUUUGCUGUGUUAUUUAUGUUUAGUUUAGUUCCAAACCUCUCAUGGAGGUUUGCAGUGCUCAGUAGGAGGCAUGUCACUGUACUGGGGAGAAACUACUUCCGGACUCCUCCUUCGUUGCACAGCUAUGAUCCAGAUGGCAAGACAACUGUGCAAAUUCUCAAUAGAGAAUUUGACCUAGGCUUAAUGAUUAAUUCUUACAGCCAGAUGGGAUUUAGACUCAAUAACGGGUUGUUCAUAGUGGGACCUAUGGCAAUCUUUCCAAAAUCUGUUCUCAGCUGGAAUGUGUCAGGCCCAGAUGAAAUAAAUGAAGAUUCCCUUUGCUUGUUUUUCCUUCUUGAACCAAAAAUAGAUUUGCUUGUGCUGGGAAUUGGGGAUGCAACAUACGAUAUAAAUCUUAGAAAAAGAGUGGCAGACAUUGUAAAGCAGCACCGCAUCAAUCUGGAAGUUCUUCCAACUGAACGUGCAUGCUCUACAUUUAAUUUUCUAAAUGCUGAGGGACGUUAUGUAGCAGGAGCUCUCAUUCCUCCAGUUCAUAUUCGCCCAACUGAUGAUGAUGUAAGAAUAACAAAGUUAAGAAGAAAAAAGCUUUUAAGUGAUGAAGAUUAACUAAGCUGUUUUCUCUGUGUAGAACUGCUUGUAUUUAGCUUACAUUGUGUCAUCCAGCUAUUUGUCAUUGUUUGUUUUUCUGUAAAGAAAUAUGUAUUUAUGAAAUACUGAGGAUGAGAUUCUUUUAAAUUUGGCUUUCUAAUGUGCAGCUUUAAUUUCAUGCUCUUGUGCUAAUCUGUUGUAUUAAUAUGUACAUGAUAGUUCAAUCACAAACCACAAGACAUAAAGAUGAUUCAACUACAA